CCAAGUAUCAAAUUCCACAGAGUUUUUACUUUUCUCUGCCCGAAUUCUCUCAACCAACCUCCUCCUCCUCUCCCGUUUCUCUUCUCCCACACCAGAAACGCACAUCUCACGAAACGGGAGGCCGCAAACGGAAACAUUUCUUCUCUUUUUCUGCUUCUGUUUUUCUAUUUUCCUCAAGAAAUAAGAAUAGAGGAUUCGCACUGACCUUUACCAUUAUCCCAUCGAAACGUUUCAAUUUUCCUCCUGCUGGGACAGAUUUUAGAUCGGCCAAUACAGCACAAAAGUCAAGGAAAUGGUUCUGAAUCUGAAAAUGAAAGAGGUCUAAAAGAAAAAAACCGAAAAGCUUUUAAGGAAGAAAAGAAAUGGCGAGGAGUAGCAGAUCGUCGUCUGCAAGCAGCAAAUGGAGGUACUGUCACCCGUCGUAUUACCUGAAGAGACCGAAACGCUUGGCUUUGCUCUUCAUUGGAUUCGUUUGUUGCAGUCUCAUCGUUUGGGAUCGCCAGACUAUGAUCAGAGAACACGAGCUAGAAGUUGUCAAGUUAAAUGAAGAAAUGAUCCGUUUGCAGAAUUUGUUGGAAGAGCUAGAUAAUACACAUGGUCAGGUUUCCAAGAAAGAGGUUGUUCCAGAUGAUCCAAUUGACAUUCAGCGAAGAGAGAAAGUUAAAGAAGCAAUGCUCCAUGCCUGGAGUUCAUAUGAGAAAUAUGCAUGGGGCCAAGAUGAACUUCAGCCACAGUCAAAGAGUGGUGUAAAUAGCUUUGGUGGUCUUGGAGCCACUCUAGUAGACUCACUUGAUACAUUAUACAUCAUGGGUCUUGAUGAGCAAUUCCAGAAAGCUAGAGAGUGGAUUGCAAAUUCAUUGGAUUUUAACAAGGAUUAUGAUGCUAGCGUUUUUGAGACAACCAUAAGAGUUGUAGGUGGACUUCUUAGUGCAUAUGAUCUUUCAAAAGACCAAGUCUUCCUCAAUAAGGCUAGAGACAUUGCAGAUAGAUUGCUGCCUGCAUGGGAUACACCUUCUGGGGUCCCUUAUAACAUAAUCAACUUGGCACAUGGAAGGGCACACAACCCUGGAUGGACCGGGGGCGAAAGUAUCCUGGCAGAUUCUGGGACAGAGCAGCUGGAGUUUAUUGCUCUAUCUCAAAGGACAGGAGAUCCGAAGUAUCAGCAGAAGGUGGAGAACGUUAUAGUACAGCUUAAUCAAUCUUUUCCUGCUGAUGGUUUGCUUCCUAUCUAUGUUAAUCCUCACAGAGGAACUUCGUCGUACUCAACUAUAACCUUUGGUGCUAUGGGCGAUAGCUUUUAUGAAUACUUACUCAAAGUCUGGAUACAGGGGAAUAGAACUUCAGCUGUGAAGCAUUAUAGAGAAAUGUGGGAGAAAUCAAUGAAAGGUCUGUUAAGCUUGAUUAGGAGAACAACACCAUCAUCAUUUGCAUAUAUUUGUGAGAAGAAUGGCGAUUCUCUGUCAGACAAGAUGGAUGAAUUAGCCUGCUUUGCUCCAGGAAUGCUAGCUUUAGGAUCGUCUGGUUAUGGUCCAGAUGAAUCUAAAAAAUUCUUAUCACUUGCAGAAGAGCUGGCCUGGACCUGCUACAACUUCUAUCAGUCAACGCCAACAAAAUUGGCUGGAGAGAAUUAUUUCUUUCAUCCUGGGGGGGACAUGAGUGUGGGUACAUCAUGGAACAUUUUGAGACCUGAGACGGUUGAAUCACUCUUUUACCUCUGGCGUGUUACUGGGAACAAGACAUACCAAGAGUGGGGUUGGAAUAUAUUUCAAGCCUUUGAGAAGAAUUCCCGCAUAGAGUCUGGAUAUGUCGGACUGAAAGAUGUUAAUACUGGUGUCAAGGACAAUAAGAUGCAAACCUUCUUUCUUGCAGAGACUCUCAAAUAUCUCUAUCUUCUUUUUUCACCCCCUUCAGUCAUCUCAUUAGAUGAAUGGGUUUUCAACACAGAAGCUCAUCCUUUGAGAAUUGUGACCCGAGAUGAUGGGGAAAGUUUUGGAAAAUCAGAUGGGAAACCUAGACCAAUGGGUAGAAUACGUGGCAGGAAAGAAGGUCGAUCCGAUUAAUUAUUACGAAUAAGUAACUCUUUAUUAGUUUUGGUCGAACCCUUUCUGUAAUUUCAGCCUCUAAGGAGAUGGAGAGCUAAAGAGUUCAUUCAAUGUCUAUUGACAUUGGAUGUCAGCUGUUCCUCCUACAAAGAAAAGUGCAGCUCAACAAUUUCCACUUGUUGGUAGUUGUAUUCUAUAGUAAGAUUUGGGGCCGCCUUUGUAGAAUGAUGGAUUUGUAACAUAGGAAAUAGGUCAUUGUCUACAGUUACUGUAAUAUGUUUGAUGAAUAGGGGGGAUGUCUUUUUGAUGGAUAGCCAUUUGUAACUUUUAGAAGACAUCUUUACUGUCCUUUUCCUUGCUUUUCUGAAUAAGUCAUUUGGUGAUAUUUGCGGGAUUAAGUUGUUGGUCUCAUUUUGAGGCAGAUGGGUAAAACAUAGCUACAUGUGUCAGAUCCAUAUUAGAAUGAUUCAAGAGCUUUAAGAAUUCUCUUUUUACCUGAUUCA
Messenger RNA from Corylus avellana, 2545 nucleotides. It is a transcript of the gene MNS1, whose product is annotated as alpha-mannosidase 1. Gene Ontology annotation, cellular component: Golgi membrane; endoplasmic reticulum. Gene Ontology annotation, biological process: mannose trimming involved in glycoprotein ERAD pathway; carbohydrate metabolic process. Gene Ontology annotation, molecular function: calcium ion binding; mannosyl-oligosaccharide 1,2-alpha-mannosidase activity. NCBI's taxonomy places the organism in Eukaryota, Viridiplantae, Streptophyta, Magnoliopsida, Fagales, Betulaceae. The record is from RefSeq and is a predicted model, not a curated record.